AUAACGGGUCUUUCGGCGCAAACUGCUGCAACCUGGAGCAUUUUGGCUCAGUCCACUGGGGCAGGAGAUCAGCUGCUCCUCUGACCCGAGCAGUGGAGGAGAUCUGUGAGAGAUGCUUCACAGAGAGGAAGAUCUGCGGCAAAAAUGAGGACUUUUCUCCUUCUGCUCGGGUUUGUCCGCAUCGGCCCGAUUUGGAGCUUUUUUGAAGGAGCCUGUCCCAGAAAAGAUCCGCCCCCUGGCGUGCUGGUUUUAUCUCCGGGAAGUAGGCUGGUCCUGACCUGCAGUGGCCUCGUGAAGGUGAACGGAGAAAAGGUCAUCCUGACCAGAACAGGCCCGCACGCCAACAGCAGAAGAACUUCAACUGCUAAAGUCCCGACUGUGACUCACAACAGCACCGCCUCCACAACGGGUCAAAAACCGUCCAUGCGGAGUACGGCAAACGAGGAACACCAGCACGCCACUUCUACAGAAACCCUAAAGAACACAGUAAACAAAACGUCUCCCCUCAUGGUCCAGCCAACCAGCAGCAGCAGAACAGCAGAAGAUAAAACAGACUGGGAGAAUGAGGAGAUGGACACUGAGGGAGGCGUUAGGGUGACCAGGGGGGUUCGGUGGAGGCCUCAGUGGAAAUGGAACAAGCUGCUGGUGGGCAGAGGAGGUAGAGACUGGGGGGAAAUCAAGGUGAUGAAGGGUGGAGAGACUCUGUGUCUGCCCUCAGUGAGAGCGUCUGACAGCGGGAGGUUCAUGUGUCACCGUGGAGGCACAGAAACCUUUGCUCUUAAAGUCGUCGUUGCAGAUCCUCCAGAGAGGCCCAGUCUGUCCUGCUACAAAAAGGCCCCAAAAAGUAAAAUCCGCUGUGAGUGGAAGCCUCUAAAGACACAGGUCAAGCAGCCCAGCUGUUUUCUCUCUCUGAGUAAAGGUUCUGAAAAAGCGUUCCAGCAAAUUCCGUGUUCCUCUUCGCCCUCCCGCUGCUGGUGUGCUGUGGACUACAAUGAAGACGAUCAGGGAACUCUUCACUUGGCAUUUCUGUGUGCAACCAGCAUCGUGGGCAACGCCACCAGCGAGGUGCUGCACUUUAAACCUAUGGAGAUUGUCAAGCCAGAUCCACCUUCAAACAUCUUAGUGCACCAGCAGGAAGGACACUCCAGGAGAAUAGAAGUCACAUGGAACCGUCCCACUACAUGGCCACAAGACAACUACUAUGGAAUCAUCUAUGAGCUUAAGUACAGACCUUCAAUUUCCUUACAUGAGCAGGUGAAUCUGAUUAACGGCCAGCAGUCAUACAGUAUCCAUGAUGCUUUGUCCGGUCUUGACUAUGUGAUUCAGCUGAGAUCCAAAGAAGAGUAUGAAGGUCGUUGGAGCGAGUGGAGUUCACCUGUUUAUGCCAGGAGCUGGAAUGAAACCAAAACAGAGGACCCAGCAUUCUCUUUGGAUUCUCAUGAAAAGGUCAAUCAAGAGGUUGACCAUGAUGGAUCAGGCUCUGGAUGGGACCCAGACAACACAGAAAGUUCUACAGCAGACGCCCGUGUGUACUCGUGCAUUUGGUUACAUCACAUCGUUUGGGUUUCUGGCCUUUUUGCCGUUUUGUCAGUUAUUUUAGUCCUCUACAUUUUCAGACACAAGGUCCGAAUAAUGUCGAAGCUUCACCGCAUGGGAGUCUUCUCAAAGUGUGGUGGCUUUUGGCCGUCUUCUCCCUCCGACCCGGCACCUCCAGAGGGGAAGGCUCUGGUGACCUUCUCACCUCAACUUCUCAACAAACAACCGCCAAGUGAUCCUCAAGAGGAGGAAAAUGAGGAAGAAGAAACUCUGACGGACAGAAUAGAAGCGAUGCACUUCAACAACAACACCUAUUUCUUUCUGCAGAGACAGCCGUGAACAUCGAACGGUUUGGUCCUCUUGGGAGGUUGAUUCCAUCUGGGGGAAUAAAGAACAGCUCCAUGAAACGUUCAGCAACAGCUUGUAUAUACUGUAUAUUCAUAUUUCUACCUCUAACCCUGAAUUUCUACUUUGUUCAUAAAUGUACAUUUAGAUGAGUUCGUAUUCAUGCAUUUUCUUAAAAGCUAUUUUUACAAUAUUUUCUUUUGCUUGAUGCAAAAUAAAAGCACUAUUACCUGUGUAAACGUUCACUUGCCCUCAUGCACUAUUACAAUGUCAUUAAAGAGGACAAAAUUUACAUUCA
Messenger RNA from Oryzias melastigma (Indian medaka), 2179 nucleotides. RefSeq names its product interleukin 6 receptor (gene il6r). Gene Ontology annotation, molecular function: cytokine receptor activity; protein binding. The transcript has 10 exons. Gene Ontology annotation, biological process: cytokine-mediated signaling pathway. Gene Ontology annotation, cellular component: external side of plasma membrane. The coding region runs from base 145 to 1875 and encodes 576 amino acids. NCBI's taxonomy places the organism in Eukaryota, Metazoa, Chordata, Actinopteri, Beloniformes, Adrianichthyidae. The record is from RefSeq and is a predicted model, not a curated record.